AUGUCAUCGGCAAUUGUGACAGGAGCGACUGGCAUUCUUGGAAGGGAAAUCGUCGACCGGCUCGCUCAGAACCCGGAACAAUGGAAGACGACAUAUGCCAUAUCGCGCAGCAAGAGGGACCAGUACCCAGCCAACGUCAAGCACGGCUUCGUCGACCUCACUCGAUCCCCCAAUGAGAUAGCCAAGGACCUGGAAGGCGUCGAGGCGGAGUAUGUCUUCUUCGCCGCAUACCUGCAGAAAGACUCGGAGAAGGAGAAUUGGGAUGCCAAUGGCGACAUGCUCCAAAACUUCCUCGCGGCUCUCGAGAAGACCGGCGCCGCGGACAAGAUCAAGCGCAUCCUGCUCAUCACCGGCGCCAAGCAGUACGGCGUGCACCGCGGCGUCCCCAGCAACCCGAUGGAGGACUCGGAACCCUGGCACCGCGAGGACCCGCCCCUCCCGCCCAUCUUCUACAACCGGCAGCAGGCCAUCCUCCGCGCCUUUUGCGAGAGACACCCCGACGUCUCGUGGACGGUGACGUAUCCGAACGACGUCAUCGGCUCCGCAAAGGACAACUACAUGAGCCUCGCCACGACGCUCGGCAUCUACGCCGCCAUCACCAAGGAGCUCGGGAGGGACCUCGAGUUCCCCGGCUCCGAGACCCUCUACACAAAGUUCGACUGCUUCACGUCGGCGAGGCUGCACGCCGAGUUCUGCGAGUGGGCCGUGAGGGAGCCCAGGGCGGCCAACGAGGCCUUCCACGUCGUCAACGGCGACGUCGAGAGCUGGCAGAACAUGUGGCCGAAGCUGGCCCGCCGGUUCGGGCUGAGGAUCAAGCCCGACCAGUUCGCCGCCAAGUCCGAGCUGGCCGACUCCACCGAGCUGAUCGAGAAGCCUCCCGUCGGCUUCCUUGCUGAGAAAUCCGGCCUGGUGCGCAAGGUCGAGCCGAGCAGGCCGGAAGAGAGGAUCGACCUGGUCAAGUGGAGCCAGAAGGAGGUCGUCAAGAAGGCCUGGGACCGGCUCGCCCUGCGCGAGGGGCUCGAGAGGGAUGCCUUUGACAAGGCCACUUGGUCUUACCUCGGCUUCGUCCUGGGUCGCAACUUUGACCUGGUCAUUAGCAUGAGCAAGGCGCGGGAGAUGGGCUGGACAGGCUACGCAGACACCUGGCAGUCUUUACAAGACUUCUUCGGGCAGCUGGAGACGGAGAAGAUCUUGCCCAGGACUCACGGGUACGCCCGUUAG
Molecule: messenger RNA, 1221 nt
Organism: Colletotrichum navitas
Lineage: Eukaryota; Fungi; Ascomycota; Sordariomycetes; Glomerellales; Glomerellaceae
Exons: 3
Coding region: 1-1221 (406 amino acids)
Source: RefSeq, a predicted model, not a curated record